AACAAAAACACACCAACCAAACCAGCAGUUGCUUUAGGAACUGUGUUAAACGCGUAACGUUUGUUCGUCCGUUCGCUGGCUCGCUCGUUCCGUUCAUUUCAUUUUCGGAAUCUGUUGAAAUUCUAGUUUUGUUGUGUUAUUUUUUCGGUUGUUUUAACAGUGUUUUUUCAUUUGUCUUUUUUUCUUAAUUGUUGCUAUGAGUCAUAAAAGUUAAAAGUUUGUGUUGCAUCCACUUUGUUUGAAAACAAUUAAAACUGAUUUAAAUUGAAAUCAUUAGUGAAGGCAAAAAAGAUGGCGGAAUAUUUCGAGUUUACUGUUAAUCGAGCGUAUAACAACCGGACGCUGGCCGCCUCCUGUUAUCAUGACAACGAGAUGGUGAAACAAAAUCACAACUCGGUAAAAAAUCAUCAGUAUUUAUUGAGGAAAUUCAACGAUAUGGCAGCCUCAAGUUUAAAUCUGGCAUUGAAAGAGAAAUCCUUUUGCAGCGACGACUGUUUCCUCUCUCGUUUCUUGCACGCUCGAAAGUUUGAUUGUGACAGCGCCAUGGAGUUGUUAAUAAAAUAUUUACAAUAUAAACAAACAAAUGCUCAAAUAUUAAAAGAUAUCAAUAUAUUCGAUGAACAAAUUCAAUUGGCUCUGAGGGAUGGUAAUCCAGGGCUGUUGGAUCAACGGGAUCGUCGGGGACGUAAGGUGAUAACAUUUACCGCAGCAAAUUGGAAUACCAGCAAAUAUAGUUUAUUGGAUAUAUACAGAGCGUUGUUGUUGACACUGGAUAAACUACUCGAAGAUGUACAGAAUCAGGCCUUGGGAUUUGUGGUCAUCGUUGAUUGGACCAAUUUUACCUUCAAGCAAUCAUCACAUCUAACACCGAAAGUACUUAAAACCAUGAUAGAGGGAUUACAAGACUGCAUGCCCAUUAAAUUUAAGGGUAUCCAUUUCAUAGCCCAACCCUGGUAUGUGGAAUUGGCCUUGUCGGUCAUCAAACCAUUUCUCAAGGAGAAAAUCAAAGAACGUUUUUACAUACACGGCACGAAUCUGAACUCUUUACAUGAAUUAGUUUCUAAGGACAUUUUACCCUCAGAAUUGGGUGGUGAAACACCGAAUGUCAAUAAUUUAGAUUGGUAUCAUUAUCUAUUGGAUUCCAGUCAAUCGACAGCGGAAAAUAACACCACCAAGCCUUAUAGAAUAAUUAAGGAAAUUAUUUACUCAAAACCUAGCCUUAAGUUAGAUGAUAAGAACACAUUUACAGACAAUAAUUGCUCAAAUUUAGUAAAACUGAAAUCAUGAUACCAAAUUGAAGUUGAAAGAAA
Musca domestica (house fly) is the source of this 1310-nucleotide messenger RNA. Its product is annotated as clavesin-2. Bases 292 to 1287 code for a protein of 331 amino acids. The record is from RefSeq and is a predicted model, not a curated record. Gene Ontology annotation, molecular function: phosphatidylinositol bisphosphate binding. The transcript is spliced from 3 exons. Gene Ontology annotation, cellular component: membrane. Lineage: Eukaryota; Metazoa; Arthropoda; Insecta; Diptera; Muscidae.